UCUGCCCCUCCCCGGGGCGGUGGUCCAGUGACGUCACAGCCUAUUUAAGACCCCCGCCUCCGCCCCUGUCCGCACACUCUGCGGUUCCUACGAAGCCCUGUGGUCUUCUUCGCAGUGCAGCUCCUCUCAACUUCAACUUUGCCAUGGCUUCCGCUGGUCUGCAAAUCCUGGGGAUCAUCCUGACACUGCUUGGCUGGGUGAAUGCUCUGGUGUCCUGUGCCCUGCCCCUGUGGAAAGUGACCGCCUUCAUCGGCAACAGCAUCGUGGUGGCCCAGGUGGUGUGGGAGGGGCUGUGGAUGUCCUGCGUGGUGCAGAGCACAGGCCAGAUGCAGUGCAAGGUGUACGACUCCCUGCUGGCGCUGCCCCAGGACCUGCAGGCCGCCCGCGCCCUCUGCGUCGUUGCCCUCCUCUUGGCCCUGCUCGGGCUGCUGGUCUACCUCGCAGGAGCCAAGUGCACCACCUGCGUGGAGGACAAGGACUCCAAAGCCCGUCUGGUGCUAGUCUCUGGGAUCAUCUUUGUCAUCUCAGGGGUCCUGAUCCUCAUCCCCAUCUGCUGGACGGCUCACGCCAUCAUCCGGGACUUCUACAACCCCCUGGUGUCGGACGCCCAAAAGCGGGAGCUGGGGGCCUCCCUCUACUUGGGCUGGGCGGCCUCUGGUCUUUUGUUGCUGGGCGGGGGGCUGCUGUGCUGUACCUGCCCCUCUGGGGGGUCCCGGGGCUCGAACCAUUAUAUGGCCCGAUACUCAGCAUCAGCCGCACAUGCCACCUCUCAGGGGGCCCCUGAGUACCCCACUAAGAAUUAUGUCUAAAUCUGUUAGGGGAGUGGAGACUCCCUCGACAGUGGAGCCUAACCCCCUGAGCUGGAGACAUGGAGAUGGUAAUCCAGACAGCUUGGGGGCUGUUUUUAUCUUUUUUGCUUUUUGGAGGAGGGACAUUUUUAAAGUUCAUUUGAAAACCUCACCAAGGAACCCAAGUCUCUCCUGGGCUCUGCUGUCGGUAUUUCUCACCUCUGGAUGAUGGAGCCAAGGAGGUGAUGCUUCACAGAUUCUAGAUCUUUCUCCACCCUGGACAUCCCCAUCUGGGAGGCCAACCCGGAGCUGUGAGCCAACAUAAGGCUGCCUGCUGUUGAGGUGCUUUCAGCCUGUCCCUGAGUCCCUCCUUACCGGUCAGGCCUCUGGAACCCCUGCGGGCUCUUGAGCCUCAGGGAUGAUAAAUCACCAAAGAACUGCCCGCCUCCAAGUCUUCUGACCUCUGGCUCCUCCAUCUUGAGUCCCAAGUCCUGUCCUGGCUGUGCUGUAGACCCCCCCCGCCCCGAUCCUCUCGCCUUCAACCCCUGCACACUUCUGCCACACCUCCCCCCAUACACACUCACCAGUUUUUG
Messenger RNA from Zalophus californianus (California sea lion), 1381 nucleotides. RefSeq names its product claudin 6 (gene CLDN6). The record is from RefSeq and is a predicted model, not a curated record. The transcript is spliced from 2 exons. The coding region runs from base 144 to 809 and encodes 221 amino acids. Lineage: Eukaryota; Metazoa; Chordata; Mammalia; Carnivora; Otariidae. Gene Ontology annotation, cellular component: plasma membrane; bicellular tight junction. Gene Ontology annotation, biological process: bicellular tight junction assembly; cell adhesion. Gene Ontology annotation, molecular function: structural molecule activity.